Molecule: messenger RNA, 2028 nt
Organism: Chrysochloris asiatica (Cape golden mole)
Lineage: Eukaryota; Metazoa; Chordata; Mammalia; Afrosoricida; Chrysochloridae
Gene: F13B
Product: coagulation factor XIII, B polypeptide
Exons: 12
Source: RefSeq, a predicted model, not a curated record
AUGGUUGCAGUAUGGUUAAAACACUUGAUUGUUAACCGAAAGGUGGGAGAGAAACUCUGUAAUCUUCCUACUGUAGAAAAUGGAAGAAUUGCCCUAUAUUACUAUACUUUUAAAAGUUACUACUUUCCAAUGGCCAUAGACAAGAAAAUGCCAUUCUCCUGCUUGGCUGGUUAUACAACUGAAACUGGGAAACAAGAAGAGCAAGCCACAUGCACAACAGAAGGCUGGUCUCCAGAACCAAGGUGCUACAAAAAAUGUACCAGGCCUGACCUGAGCAAUGGUUAUGUCUCUGAUAUAAAAUUUAUGUACACCAUUCAAGAAAGCAUGAGCUAUGGAUGCACUUUGGGAUACAAAACCACCGGGGGGAAGGAUGAAGAAGUGGUUCAAUGUCUCUCCAAUGGAUGGUCUUCCCAACCAGCAUGUAGAAAGGAACAUGAAACAUGUAUGACCCCUGAAUUAGAUCAUGGAAAUUAUUCCACAACACAGAAAACAUUCAAAGUGAAUGACAAAGUACAAUAUGAAUGUGCUACUGGCUAUUACACAGCUGGAGGAAAGAAGACGGAGGAGGUACAAUGUCACAAACAUGGAUGGUCUCUCACACCAAAAUGUACCAAAUUAAGGUGCUCAUCUUUAAGAUUAAUAGAAAAUGGUUAUUUUCAUCCUGUAAAGCAAACGUAUGAAGAAGGAGAUGUAGUUCAGUUUUUCUGUCAUGAAAAUUACUAUCUAAGUGGAUCUGAUUUAAUUCAAUGUUAUAAUUUUGGUUGGUACCCAGAAUCUCCUAUAUGUGAAGGAAGAAGAAAUAGAUGUCCUCCUCCACCUUUGCCACUAAAUUCCAGAAUUGAAACUUAUCCAAUACAGUAUCGUCAUGGAGAAAUUGUUCAUAUAGAAUGCGAACUUAAUUUUGAGAUUCAGGGGUCAAAAGAAAUACGUUGUGAAAAAGGAAAAUGGACAGAACCUCCAAAAUGCAUUGAAGUGAAGGAGAAGAUCACCUGUGAGGAACCACCCCUAGUUGAGAAUGGUGCAGCAAACUUACACUCUAAAACUUAUUACAAUGGAGAUACAGUGACAUAUCGAUGUGAAAAUGGCUACCACAUCCGUGGAUCAAACGAGUUAACUUGUAAACAUGGAACAUGGACACAUCCCCCUGAGUGUGUUGAAAACACUGAGAACUGUAAACCACCACCUGAUGUGAUAAAUGGGGCUCUUGUGGGUGAAUUAUCGGCAAGCUACACAACAGGAUCCUCAGUGGAAUAUAGGUGCAAUGAAUAUUAUUUAUUGAGGGGAUCAAAGACGUCUCACUGUGAACAAGGAAAAUGGACAGCUCUACCUGUUUGCUUAGAGCCAUGUGCUAUAAGUGUGGAUCACAUGAACAGAAAUAACAUAGAGAUGAAGUGGAAAUAUGAAGGAAAAGUGUUACAUGGAGAUUUAAUUGAUUUUGUAUGUAAACAGGGAUAUGACUUAUCUCCAUCCACCCCACUGUCUGAGUUAUCCGUGCAGUGUAAUAGAGGAGAAGUGAAAUAUCCCGCAUGCAUUAAAAAAGAAUCUAAAGGAAUGUGUGCGCCUCCUCCACUUAUUAAAAAUGGUGUCAUUAUGAGUUCAACAGCUGGCCCCUAUGAAAAUGGCUCCUCAGUAGUAUACAGCUGCUUCGAACACCAUUUCCUACAAGGAUCGAGGGAUGCUUUUUGUUUAGAAGGAGUAUGGACCACACCACCCUUGUGUUUAGAGCCUUGCACUUUAUCUUUUGUUGAAAUGGAAAAGAAUAAUUUACUUCUGAAAUGGGAUUUUGACAACAGACCAUAUAUUUUGCAUGGCGAGUAUAUUGAGUUUCUUUGUGGAAGAGAUACUUAUAUAGCUACAUCAUCUAUUAUAGGAUCUGAACUUAGAGUGCCCUGUAACAGAGGACAAUUAAAAUAUCCAAGGUGUAUUCUGAGAGAAAGAAUUCUGUCUUAACAGCAACCCUUAAGACAUGAAAUGAAUGGCAGAGAGAAAAAUACUUCAACACAUCAUAAAAUCCUUUAUAAAAAAUGA